AUGAUGACGAAUUGCCGUCUGCUGUGCGCCCUGUUGGUGCUCGUCCUGUGCUGCUGCCCGUCCGUGUGCGUGAAAGCUAAUGGUGUCGACGAACAGGUGGCUCCCGAUAUGCCAAAGGUACCAGGGGCACAGCUGCCAGUUAAAAAAGAAGUGGAACAAAGCAAAAGAGUAGAGAAAACAGUUAUUGCGAAUGGUACGGAAAACGCGCAAGGUAUGGUAUCCGGUGGGUCGUCCAACAAUCAAGUUGCAUCAGGUGUGUCCGGUCAGUCAAAGCUACAAACUCCUGACGUUCCGCUACAGCCACCGACUGCAACAACCGUUACGUCAGGGGCAAAAAGUGGGCCGAUUCAGUCUGAGAAAGAACAGGAAAAGGAGAUGACUGCAUCAGCAACCACGACGACCACAACCACAAAGGCACCAACUACGACUACCAAAACAACGACAACGACCGCCGCGCCAGAGGCACCAACGUCGACGUCCAGCAAUGCAGAGGCACCAACCACGACGACCACCCGCGCACCGUCACGUCUCCGUGAAAUCGACGGCAGCCUCAGCAGCUCUGCGUGUGUGUGUGCCCCGCUGCUGCUCGCCGUAUCCGCGCUGGCGUGCACCGCUGUGGGCUAA
Messenger RNA from Trypanosoma cruzi, 624 nucleotides. Its product is annotated as mucin TcMUCII, putative. The transcript has a single exon. Bases 1 to 624 code for a protein of 207 amino acids. The record is from RefSeq and is a predicted model, not a curated record. Lineage: Eukaryota; Euglenozoa; Kinetoplastea; Trypanosomatida; Trypanosomatidae.